Molecule: messenger RNA, 4453 nt
Organism: Schistosoma haematobium
Lineage: Eukaryota; Metazoa; Platyhelminthes; Trematoda; Strigeidida; Schistosomatidae
Product: Methyltransferase-like protein 2-A, variant 2
Exons: 6
Coding region: 3650-3979 (109 amino acids)
Molecular function (GO): tRNA (cytidine-N3)-methyltransferase activity
Source: RefSeq, a predicted model, not a curated record
GCAGCAUCCAAUGUCGAAGAUUUACAGAGCUAUUUGGUUUGGGGAUUUAUUUGCCGCUACAACUCUUUUGUAAAAUAGCUCUUCCUUCUGUACAUAACCCGCGAGUUUUAAUCUCCAAAGUCUUUUCGCCUUUCAAUGACUGCUGAUUAUACGUGUUACGUGUUACAGAAAACCAAGAAAGAUUGGAACAGAUAAGUACGUACAUAUGUCCGGGGAAAUAAUGCGGAUUUUCCUCUUCAUGUCGCUGUUUCAAACGUCGCUGAAUUGUCUACUUUUCGUCUAAAUACACACCAAAUUGUCCAAAUUUCGCUUAACUAUACGCCUAAACGUUUAGGCGGAAAGGAGACAUAUGCGAGGAAGUAGACAUGUUAGUGCGUUUCCCCUUUGUUCGUCUUUAUUUACCCCUUAUCGGUUGAUUGGGAUGUUUCAUUGGCAAUUAGAGAACCGCAUUUUUUUUACUCGUUCCACAAUCACAUCAAGGACAGUAUGCAAGUGUUUUUAACCCAGCUCUUAAUAUUUGCAACAUAUCCGUCAUGGUAAUCCGAAUUUUGGAGACAUAUGGGCCACUACCUAACUAGUUGAUUAGUCUGUUAGUAUAGUAUUGUUUCACUCCUAAUUCUUAGAUACGGAUUGAUAUUCUAUUCCAUUGUAUAAUACGAUUAAGUGACGGGAUUAUCCCACCGUUCGUAAACAAGACCUUGUGAGAAACUUUACAGGAGUCCCAUGGGACAAAUACAUGUCAGUAAUAAAGAUAAGCCAAUCGACUUACUUUAAUCCUUGCAAUCUUUAAUACUGUGGAGAUCCAGUAUCACUUUGAAUGUAUUGACAAAAGGUACUGAUGUUACGCGUUCUAGUAAAAAAAUCCAGUAACUUACUGCUCGGUGCAGGGAACGGAAUUGUAGACGUAAGCGAUUUGGUAUCGGUAUUGAACCUCAGAAUUUUCUCUCAGAUGAUCGGUCGUAGAUCAAAGUAAGAGAUAAGACGUCAAUACCAAAAUCAUCGUUCAGUGUAUGGUAAGCCAGUAUUAGGUCACUUCGUAAUCUGCGGUAAGAUAACGGAAAAUGUUGAGGCAUCUCAGAACGUUUUCAUAAGAUGGGCUAAAGGGGCUUUUUACUAUUUGUUCUAUUUACCGUUGAACUCGUCCUAGCAUAUUCAUCUCAUACUUGGAAUAAAGACUCUGCUUGGAUCCCAUAUUUCAAAUGUGGGCUCACAAGAUUCGGGUAUAAUACCCUAGACGUUUUUUCGUCCAAGAGAUAAAAUGGAUUACUAGUAGCUCAUAAGACCCUGAAGUCUUUGGCAGCAGAAGUAUUGUAGUUACUCGUAGUUUUAAGGUCUUAGUUCAUUGAGUCCUAGGUCUUUAUAAUCCAUAACACAACUCCACGUAUCAUGUAGUAAUAUGAAUCGUUGCAGUUAUUUAUUUGAAUCACCACACUGGUUACAUGUGGUAUGGCAACUCGAACUGAUGUAUGUACGUUGUUACUGACUGACUGACACUGGUUACAAUUAACUCUUCAUGUCCGCCUACUCAUUCGUCCAACCAGUGGGUUUCGGUCAUCCUGUAAUAUUAUUCUAUCUGGCAUACUGUGUAUGGGUUUCCAAAUCUUAAUGUCAUCUGCAGAGCAAAACAGACAAGUUUGCUGCAGUUGCUAAAUCAUAUACAGUAAAGAAAGAAGAGUAUUGAGGAUUUUACCAUGAGGAAGUCCACUUUUUACAGAUUCCCACGUUAAUAGUCUUAUUUAUUGAUGCAUUUCCUUAGCAUUACAUCCGAUCUACCUUACAAAAAUAAAUGAGUCAAGUGAUUUCUACACAACGGAUCCUGAGCAUAUAGGUAGUGUAAUCUCGUUAAAUAAUGUUGUGUUGAUUGACUUUCACUUUCCUACUUUAUGGCAGUGAAACAUGGCCGGCAAGAGUAGAGGAUAUCCGUAGGUUACUAGUAUUUGAUCAUAGGUGUCUUAGAAAUAUUGCUCGUAUAUCGUGGGAGCAUCGAGUAAGUAAUGCAGUUGUUAGGAAACGGGUACUAGGUAAGGAUGGAAAAUCAAUUGAUGACGUAGUGAAACUUCAUCAGUUGAGAUGGCUUGGACACGUGUCACGUAUGCCCAACGACCGACUGCGUCUACGUGCGAUGUUCAGUGGUAUAGGAGUAGGUUGGAAGAAAGCUAGGGUUGGCCAAACCAAAACAUGGCACAAGUCCAUGAAGUCACUGACAAGUGAACUGAGUCAUGUUGGUAGGUGUAGACUACCUGGUUGGGGACCGCGAGAUGAUAGCAACCGAUGGUUAGAGACCCUGAAUGACAUGGCUCAAAAUCGUCUGCAAUGGCGCAGGUGCAUCCACUUUUUGUGUUCUCCCAAAUUUUGAUCUCUUUAUUCCUCCUUGUCUCUUUUUUUUUCUCUUCCCAAAUUUAUUUCACUGUAUUAUACUCUUUGAAUAACAUCUCCAAACACUAAUUUUCCCGAUUACUGCUUAUACUCUUAUUACCUCUACCACUACGGGAUUUGAAUCGACCACUGCAUCUCUGUGCUAAUGUGGUAUGGCAACUCGAACUGAUAUACGUACGUACGGAGUUCUACGUUGUUACUGACUUGUGGAUGUGAUUAUCAUCCCGAAGACCACUUUUCGAUCAUAUGACUGCAGGUUUAAUCUUUUGGACAGAUUAGAACCUUCAUUUAUCAUUUUUCGCUGCACACUUGGCUCGUCAUAAUUUUUCUUGUGUCAUAAGCUGGUCUAACAGUUCAAACAUAUGAACACUUUGGUAAAUUCUUGAUUAAAACCUAAAAAUAUGGGCUUCCCCUCUUAUGUUAUUUAGUGUAGUUUGUUUUGGCGAAAAAUAAGUGGAUUAGAUUAUAAGUGAUAACUAGAUGGUUUCGUGGUAGUACGGAGCUAUAACGAACGGUUUUUAACCUUAUGACAAGCGCGUUGGUGAGUUGCUGAUGUAUAAAAUAGCUUGUUAAAAAUAGAGCAGUGGCUUAGUGAUCAAAGCGUUUGACUUUAAACUCGUAGAUCACAGGUUUGACUUCAUCUAAUUCUGUAUGUGCAACCCAGUGGUAUCAUUAGCCGUUGCAUAGUAAACAUGGUCCGAAACAUGAAUCUGUACAUUGCUAGAUAUAAUGGUUACCUACCUUAUAUUUUAGUCCAGUAACUUCUCCCAUUGCUAGAAGGGAGAGAACCUAGUGUGAUUUAUGAAAGCCUCGUGUGGAUAGUUAAAAUUCGUCAAAAGUCGCUUAUUAUGUUGGAGCUGUCAAGUGAGCAAUGAUGAUAUUACUUGUGGAGUUGAGGUUUUAAACUGUUUACGGAAGCGGGUGGGGAAUAUUUUGCCACUUUGCUUGAAAUACGAUGGUAGCUUUUAUAAGAGUAGGUUGGAAAAAACCACAGAGCCAAACCAGUACAUAACAUCAGCGCACAAAGCUGCUUGCCCUUAGUUUUCGCAGCAAAUAUAAUCCACUUUAUAAGUGACCUCUAAAGCACCUGCUCGUUGUCGUAAAUGUGAGGUGAUGUGGCUAAAGGUUGUUUUCAAUGGUGCAAGUGAACUCGUUCUUUGUUUUCACAACUGUUGAGCAACUUGUUACUACACACUCUACCAGCUUUCUUCACGUUUCUGUUUUCGUUUCUUUCUUCCUAAUGUUGUCAUUAUUAUAUUCCAGAUUAUUAUAAAUGGCUUCCGAAGAUUGUGACGAUAUAUUUGGACGCCGAUAUCUUACAGAUGCUUCUGAUGUUUAUGAGUGGAAUGCUUGGGAUGACGUUCAGUGGACAGAAGAGCAGGAAAAUUUAGCAAAAGAAAUAAUACUUUUGAAUAGUUCUGUUAGACUCCCAGAUGAUUCUCAAGAAAGAAUUGAGAUCCUUGCACAUGAAUACUGGGACAAGUUUUAUUCCCAUCAUGAAGAUAGAUUUUUCAAGGACAGAAAUUGGUUAGAAAAAGAGUUCUGUGAAUUAUUUUCUUCAACGUGUGAGUUUUGGCCCUUUUUAAUUUUUUUUAGCACCUAGUGUGCACAUAAUGGAGGUCGGUUGUGGUGUGGGGAAUACAAUAUUUCCAAUAUUACGCGCUGUAAAGUAUACGAUAUUAAAAUGUCUAUAGUCAGUUUAGGAGUCCUGGACUGUUGAUAUAUGCAUCAGAUUUCUCUGAAAAGGCUCUAUCUAUACUCAAAGAAUCCAAAGGAUAUGACGCUGAUCGUUGUAUUACUUUCCAGCAUGAUAUAACCAAAACUAAUGAUGAAAUCCCUUGUCCUAGAAAUAGUUUGGAUUUUCUAGUCUUAGUGUUCGUAUUAUCAGCAGUUAAUCCUGAAUUGUUUCACCGUACACUUAAAAAUCUUGUUACGUAUUUAAAACCCGGAGGUGUGCUAUUGUUUCGAGAUUAUGGAAGGUUUGAUUUAGCUCAGCUAAGAUUUAAAAAUGGCCAGUGUUUAAAAGACAAUUUUUAUAUGAGAUCAGAUGGGACAAGAGUUUACUUUUUCACUCAAG